Messenger RNA from Humulus lupulus (European hop), 966 nucleotides. RefSeq lists its product as uncharacterized. The record is from RefSeq and is a predicted model, not a curated record. Lineage: Eukaryota; Viridiplantae; Streptophyta; Magnoliopsida; Rosales; Cannabaceae. Gene Ontology annotation, cellular component: chloroplast thylakoid membrane. Bases 164 to 886 code for a protein of 240 amino acids. The transcript is spliced from 2 exons.
GUGCCUUACACGCGCUAAGAUGGUCCUUUCCUUCCAACUCGAUUACUAGACAGACAGAGGUAGAGGCUCUCACCUUAUCGCCAGCCAAAGCCAAAGCAAAGCAGAGCAAAUUCCUCCUUCUCCUUUCAUGGUUGGCCGUUAGGACCCAACCACCUCAAAAACUAUGGCUGUUUCCUUCAAUUCUGUCGUGGGCUUCUCUUCAACGAAGUUGCGAAGCGAGUACCAGAAUGUCUCAAAAUCGUCUGCUGCUGCAGCUUCACUGUCAAGGGUGGUCUGCCAAGGAAAGCCCUGUGUUGGUGCAUUUUGGUCAAGAAGAGUUGUAAAGGAAAGAAGAAGGGAUUUUUAUGUUUCAGUUGCUGAAGGUGAUCAGCUUACAGCAGAAGGAAGUGAUGGUGGUCCUGGCAAUGCUGAAAGAAUCCUCUCCAAUGAUCUGAUUUCAUCCGGUAAUCUCGGUGCCCCUGAGGCUUCCAACACUAGCACAGCAGCUUCUGUAAAUCAAGAGGAGACAUCAUCAGCAGCCAGCCAGCUAGAGAAACCAAAAAGAUCACCACUAACUGCAAGGGAGAGACUAAGAGCAGCUCGGGUUCUGAAUCGUUACAACAACACAGAAUCAAAGGCAUCUAAAUCAUCAUCUUCUAUGAGCAGCAAAGUAUUAGAUGCCAUUAGAGAAAGUGAUCGUGGGAAGAAAAAGGGUCUUCCAGAAGCCCCUGGAAAUAUGCUUGAUGACAGUAAGCGAGGGAUGCCACCAAAGGGACUCACUUUCCAGUUUCCAGGGGGUAAUGAUUUAUUUGUUAUUAUUUUCUCAUUCGUAUUUAUCAGCACUGUAAUGUUUGCUACCACCUUCAUUGUGUGGAAAGUUGGUGCCAUCCAUUUUAACGAGUACUAAAAGGUAGAUUAACUGUAGUUUUGAUUGUAUUCCACAAUUUUGAACAGGCAAGUGAAUUCAUAUACUUCUUUUUUUCUGUA